Stylonychia lemnae is the source of this 804-nucleotide messenger RNA. NCBI's taxonomy places the organism in Eukaryota, Ciliophora, Spirotrichea, Sporadotrichida, Oxytrichidae. The record is from the annotation of a GenBank genome assembly.
AUGGAAGGUGAUGAUGAUAAAGAAUGUGACGGGAAAAAUAGCAUAGUUGACAAAAAUAAAUUCACUAUUCAAAUUGACAUAUUUUCUAUUUUACCUUCAGAUAUUGUAUUGAGUGCAAAGGAUUACUAGCUCAAUAUUGCUUAUAAAUUUGUUCUAUAUGAUGGGUAUCCUUAAACCAUAAUUACUGUAAAUUACGAUAAACUUAUAGAUGGAAUAUCCUCAAUCGGAGGUUAUCUUAAGAUAAUUGCACUGUUGUAAAUAUUCUUAAAGAUCAUAAACAAAAGAUAGUAUGAAAAAGAUCUUAAAAAUAAACUCUUUGAAAAGAUAAUGACAAAUUAAGAUAGUAAAACUAAUGAAAGGUAACUCUUUGAAAACAGAUAAAAGGAAUAGCAUCCUGAACUAAUAUUAGAAAGUACAGAAAAUUCCUAGUUAUAGAGAAUUGACAAUAGAAAUUCUGUGAGUGAUGGAUUUUAUACUAUUACAAUUGAUUAGAAAGUCUGCGAUAGAAUUUACAAUGAGCAUGUCAAUAUGGAGGAGAUGAUAAAACUUCUUGUUUAGAAUAUGGGAUCUCUAUAAAUUCCUAGCUAAUUUUAUAAAAAUUAGUAGUAAGAGGUCUAAACUAGAUUGUUCAGUCCAGAUUUGGAUAUUACUCAAUUAAUAUAAGAUGAUUUUUAGAAUCACAGGAAUACUUAAAAUGAAUUGGCUCCUUAGGAUGCUAACUAGAAAAUAUGGUAGAUUGGGAAAUAUGAAAGAAAUAGAUUUAUUAUGAAUUCUAAAUAUGUAAGAAAUCCAUAUGAGCUUUGA